AUGACUACGACUCCCAGCGCCCGGCAGAGCAACCCCGAAAAGUCAGACAUGGUGGCCCAGCUGGCCCCGGUACAGUCGCCGCCCAACCCUCUCCACCCGAGUGUGCAAGAUCGCCUCCAUCCCGAGUAUGUGGCCUUCUACAACAAGUACAUCUUGCAUGCCCAACAGGUCCAUCUGCUGCCGGUCGAGGUGGCUCGGAUAAGCGGAAACGUGCCGCCCAGCCAUAGCAAGCCACUGCCAGUUGGGAAAAUUCACGACCUCUCACUGUCCCGCCGAGAAACCCCGGGCCCGGAGGUGCCCAUCCGCUGCUUUAUUCCUCCCGGCGCACCUCCGCGGUCUGGCUGGCCACUCGUGCACUAUUACCACGGCGGGGGGUGGGUGUUCGGCGACAUCGACACCGAGAACACAGUGUGCACGCACAUUUGUGUCCGCUCUCGAGCCGUGGUCAUCACCACCGACUACAGGCUGGCGCCGGAGGACCCCUUCCCCGCGGCAAUCCACGAUGCAUGGGAAUCCUUUCUGUGGUCGACGUCCUCGCAAGGCCAGGCCCGGCUCAAGCUGGACCUCAGUAGAGUCGCCAUAUCCGGCGCCUCGGCCGGGGCAAACAUCGCGGCGGUCAUCGCGCAGAAGGCCGUGCUCAGGCCCCAGCCCGGCGUGUCGCUGCGGUCGCAAGUCCUGGUCGUGCCCGUGACCGACAAUACGGCCACGCCCUGCUCCAGUCCCACGUGGAAGGCGUUCGAGUUCACAGCCCACCUGCCCGCGAAGAAAAUGCUCUGGUACCGGCACCACUACCUACCGAACCAGGCCGACUGGUCAGGUAGGGAGGCCUCCCCUCUUCUGGCCCCGGACGACGUCUUCAAGCUGUUACCCCGGUCGUAUAUCAUCGUCGGCGAACUGGAUGUCCUGAGGCACGACGGUGAGGAAUACGCCCGGAAGCUCACCGCCAAUGGCGUCCCCACCGAGUUAAGCAUCGCCGAGGGGAUGCCACACCCUUUCCUCGCCAUGGACGCCGUGCUCGAAGCCGGCAGAACGGCCAUCACGAAUAUCUGUGAGGAAUUGAUCCGCGCAUUCGCAUGA
Molecule: messenger RNA, 1077 nt
Organism: Cladophialophora carrionii CBS 160.54
Lineage: Eukaryota; Fungi; Ascomycota; Eurotiomycetes; Chaetothyriales; Herpotrichiellaceae
Exons: 2
Coding region: 1-1077 (358 amino acids)
Molecular function (GO): hydrolase activity
Source: RefSeq, a predicted model, not a curated record